CGAGAAAGCAACUUGUAUAGAAUGAAGGCGGCUUCAAAACAAGACCAGUUGAGCUGUAACCUCGUUCCGAUGUGUUGUCGUCCGUCUGCCGCAUGACGCCUUCUCUGCGGAUAUUCACUCGUAAAUAUCUGUUAUUGCAUCUCAAAUUAAAAACAGAUGCAGUCAAGAUGGUGUUGAAAAACAACACUCUACUACUGUUUAGCCUUUUCAUUCUAACUAUUGCUCCUACCUUAGUACUCUCUUUAGGAAAGGAUGCUUCUCCUUUGUACAAUUAUAUUUUGGGAGGUGUUGGGAGACUGGAGCUUGAAAGGUUUAAGAGAGAUGCCGUUAAUAUAACAGAUAAAGAAGUUAAGAAUGCUUUGGUAAAUGCAGAAGAAUCUGUUAAACGUCUUGCCUUUUAUGAAGACGUUCUUCAUGAGCGUCAUUUGCUAACAGCUCAAGGAUCACCUAGUCAUACAGCUAUUCUCACUAGUUGGGCUGGUGAUGAAGCUUUGCAGAUUGCCAAGCAGGGAUUUAUACUUUCAAAGGCUUCGUACUACUUAUCUUACCAAUAUUGUUUGAGGAGUGGAAAAGCAUUAGCUCGUUGUGGAGAUUAUAUAGCUGACUUAUUUAAAGCACCCAUGGUUGUUAAUGUGUGUGAUACUCAUCCAUACAGAACUUACAAUGGAUCUUGCAAUAACCAAGCUCAUUUCACUUGGGGCUCUUCAUUGACUCCUUAUUCCAGACUUUUACCCCCUAUUUACAAGGAUGGAAUUUGGGAACCUCGAGGAAAAGAUUCAAGGUUUAUCUCUAAUGCUGCUGAAGUAAGUAGUGCUGUUCUGCGUCAUUCAGACAAUUCAUUGAAACAGGUUACACUGGCAGUUGUUUCUUGGGCCAGUCUGGUUACUUAUGAUAUGGCGCACACUGUUUCAUACCGUAUGAUUAACACUGGAGAUCCUGUGAUGUGUUGUGAGGGAACUGAAUCAAAAUUGGCUCCUCGCCAUCGACAUCCAUUUUGUAUGCCUAUAGUUAAUGAAAAAGAGACAAAAUGUUACAAUUAUGUCAGAUCAAUGGUUGCUCCCUGUGAUGACUACAGGUUUGGCCCAGCCCAACAAAUGAAUGCAGUUUCGCAUCUUUUGGAUGGUUCCAGUUUGUAUGGAAGCACCAAAGAAGAUGCGAAGACACUUAGAACAGGAAAAGGUGGGCAAAUAAAAUUGUCUUCUGUGAAUGGGCAUGAUAUAUUACCAUCAUUAUUUUCUUCAGCAACUCCUCUUAUUUUUGGUGAAAUGCGAUUGAACAUUGAUGUAAUGAGUGCUGUUCUCCACUUAGUACUUGUGCGUGAGCACAACAGAAUUGCUUCUGAACUUGCUCAUAUUAAUCCUAAUUGGAAUGAUGAAAAACUUUAUCAGGAGGCCAGAAGAAUUGUGAUCGCCGAAAUUCAGCAUAUCACCUAUAAUGAAUGGUUGCCCGUUGUUUUAGGUGAUAAAGAGACUUCAAGGAGGGGACUUCAUUUUAAUAAGCAAGGAUAUAGUGAUGUUUAUAAUAAAAAUGUACCCCCCUCAGUUUAUAACAGUUUUGCCAACGCAGCCAUGAGAUUUAUUGUGUCAAUGGUUGAUGAAAAGCUUAGCUUGUAUGAUGAAGAAAGGAAGCCAUCAAGUAAUAUGACCCUACGCUUUAGUCUUAUCAAACCAAGCUUAUUUAAUGAUGUUAACGUUAUGGAUUCAUUAGUGAGAAUGCUAUCUACGCAAAAUUGUCAAGCCAAGGAUCUCUCCCUGCCACAUGCUGUUACUGAAUUUUUAUACAGCAUUGGAAAUGAGACAGGUUUAGAUGCUCUCAGUCUUGACAUACAAAGAGGAAGAGAUCAUGGUCUGCCACCUUUUGUUGCUUUCCGAAAAUUGUUUGGACUGAAAUAUGAAAGCUUUGAUGAUUUAACCAGUUCCAUACCUCAAGAGAUUUUACAAGAUUUGAAGAAAAUUUAUCAAAAAGUUAGUAACAUUGACCUUAUUGUGGGAGGACUGGCAGAGAUCCCUAACAAGGGGUCACUCUUGGGUCCUGUUUUCUCUUCCAUAAUUGCGCAACAGAUGGCCACAACAAGGAUCGGGGAUAGAUAUUUUUAUGACAACAAAGAUCAGCCAUAUCCUUUUACGCUAAACCAGCUGAGUGAAAUUCGUAAGGUGUCUUUGGCUCGAUUAUUUUGUGAUAACACCUCAGUAAAGAAAAUGCAACCAAGCGUUUUUACUAAACCUAAUUUAGGGAAUCAGCUAGUCAUGUGUGAUGACGAUACUCUCAUCAGAAGGAUGAAUUUGAAAUACUGGAAACAGGAAUCUGUUUGAAGUGUCAUUUUGAAUAUGUUUAUAAUCUGUACCUGUAAAAAUGUAAAUUUAUUUAUUAAAGACAUCUAACUCUAAUUUUUAUAGUUAGGCUAAGAUUUAUAUGUUUAUAUGUUUAUGUCGACAAUAUGUAACCCUGAUCUCUGUAAUUUUGAAGAACUUCUUUAUUUGAAGUUUCAAGUCAUGAUCAGAUUUAUACAUUUUGUAUAAAAAAGUUAUGAAUUUUGUAAUUAAUGUUCCUAUUUAUUUGUAUAUUGUUAGGUUAAUAGAAGUUAUUUUAUUACUCCAUGUUUUUCAUUUUGUGUACAAAAUAAAUUAUUAUAUAAC
Messenger RNA from Nezara viridula (southern green stink bug), 2636 nucleotides. The record is from the annotation of a GenBank genome assembly. Lineage: Eukaryota; Metazoa; Arthropoda; Insecta; Hemiptera; Pentatomidae.